Molecule: messenger RNA, 1788 nt
Organism: Cyclospora cayetanensis
Lineage: Eukaryota; Apicomplexa; Conoidasida; Eucoccidiorida; Eimeriidae
Exons: 3
Coding region: 1-1788 (595 amino acids)
Biological process (GO): protein dephosphorylation
Molecular function (GO): protein serine/threonine phosphatase activity; cation binding
Source: RefSeq, a predicted model, not a curated record
AUGGGCUUUCUGGAAAUGGGGGGGGGCUCCCUCCGGGGGGGGCCCCCCUCUGGCAAGCCUGCAGAGUCUCCUGCGCUCCCCCUGCGUGGAGGGAGUCUCCCCGAGUCUCCCGAGAGCUCCUGCGCCUGGAUUCAAGACUUCGUGAAAGGGGUGGGAUGGAGUGAGGAGCAAGGGCGUCGCGCGGAAAUGGAAGACGGCAUGUUGGUGGUUCGAGGCUUCGGAGGGCAGCGAGGAGCCUGGCUCUUUGGGGUGUACGAUGGUCAUGGAGGCAGGCAGACGGUGGAGUUUUUGUUGCAGCACUUGCACGCGAACAUCCGCAGCGAAGUGUUGAGCAGAGCUGCGAGGCGCAGGGAGGAGCUCAUUCGGAGGGAGGGGCGGGAGUGGGUGAGCCUCGUCAAGAGUGCUGUGGAUCAGUCCACCAGGGGGGGAGUGGGGGUGGAGGGGGAGGAGGGGGGGGGGUUGCUCCCCCUUCCCGCUCCUCUUGCUCUUUGCUCGCAGGCUGAAGUCGAGGCGGCGCUUGUUGCGGCUUUCAAGGCUACAGACGAGCAGCUGCUGAGAGCGGGCGUUCGAGAAAGCGGCAGCACGGCCUGUGUGUGUCUCCUUCAUCCGAGAGUGUCUCUCUCCCCCUGCGCCUUCCCGAGGAGGCUUUUUCCGGAAGACGGGAGCGCGCGGAGCUGCUCGCCGCAUUCCGCGGAGAGUGCAGCAGCGGCGGCUGACAGCAGCGCGCUCGAAAGCAGCCGCAGCGAGAGGAACGGCUGCCGCGGAGCGAACUCCCCGAGCGCUUCUUCUUCUCAAGAAGUCUGCAUGGAUCUUCACGCUGCGCACUUGGGGGAUACGCGAGUUUUGCUGGUGUACACGAACGGAUCUUGUCGCCGACUGACUGACGCCUCCGACCACAAGGCUUCCGCUCCAAGAGAAGCGGAGCGCGUGGAGGCGCUCGGCGGCUUCGUGAUCGGGGAGCGCGUUAACGGCAUGUUGGCGAUCGGGAGGGCGUUUGGAGACUGGAGCCUCAAAUUGGGCCCAAUGGCUUCGCCUGCGCUCCUCGGCAAAGGCCGUCAGCUCAUUGUCUCCAACGUUCCCGACGUUCAGACGGAGAGCUUCGUGUCUGUUGCGCGUGGGGAGGAGGAGGAAGAGGAGCGGGAGCAAACGCUCCGGCUUCACCCGCAGCAGAAGCCGUCGAAACACACGCGGCUCGUGUCUGCGGCGGAAGAGACUGCGGCAGACUCCGGAGCGGCGAGGCGAGCCAGCAGGAAGGUCGUUUCGGCGAGGCAGCAGCACCUGGAGCCUGCCUUGCUCAUCUUGGGGUGUGACGGCUUGUUCGAUGUCAUUGACGACGCUGCAGCUGCGUCUUUCGCGCUCGGGGUUGUCAAGGCUGUAGCUGCAGAAAAUGCUGCCGCCUCGGCAAGCGAAGCAGCGGAAGCCGCUGCGAGAGCUCUCAUGCACGAGGCUGUCGGCCUUAGGAUGAGCAGCGACAAUGUCUCCAUUGUCGUCUGUGUCUUGCAGUCCAUGGAGGAGCUUGCUGCUGCUGCUGCUAGCAGCUCCCGCAACAGCAGCAGCAGCAGCAGCAGCAGCAACAGCAGCAGCAACAACCCGCGUUGGUCUUGUUUUGCCACCUUCAUGGCCCCAAGGGAGGCCUCUAACACCCCUCGGCACACGCCAGCCUUACGAGAGGCCAUCAUGCUAUGCCGACAUGCGCGUGAUCCCGUGCAUGGCACUGUGUCGGAGAGAUUCGCAGUAGGCGGAAGCGACAGACUCAGUGGCGCGAAACAGUACGGGGCUUCCCACUAG